Messenger RNA from Entamoeba invadens IP1, 1290 nucleotides. RefSeq lists its product as hypothetical. Bases 1 to 1290 code for a protein of 429 amino acids. The record is from RefSeq and is a predicted model, not a curated record. Lineage: Eukaryota; Evosea; Mastigamoebida; Endamoebidae. The transcript has a single exon.
AUGAAACCAAAAAACCAAAAACCCAUCUUUGUCACUGAUUUGACUGCUACGCAAAGAGUCGGAACAACACCAGCGCAACGCGCUAACAAUAUUUCUAAAGACCUUCGACUACCAACACAAAAGACGGCAGUAGUAACGCAGCCAAAAGAGACUUCAACUUGGAUCCAAGACAACAAAAAGGAGGAUGACGCAGAUUCUAUCGACUGGUCCUUCCUCGACAAGGAACCGGAAACGAUCACCAAGAUGGAAACUGAGAACACCCCGAUUGUGAUAGACACAAUAGUAGUGAAGGAUGAUGUCGAUGUCCACAAAAUCUCAUCAGUCGAAACUGAUAUUAAGAAGAAGAACAGUGAACUCACAAAAUCGUUUUCGACAAUUCCUACACAACUUAAAACACCAGAGAAACCACUCCCCCAAACCACUCCACAAAAAAUCGAGAAAGAGGAAACCGUCAUACAAAUGACUGAUGUGGAUGUUGAGAGUGUGAUGAGUGAAUGUUGUCGGAUGACACAUACCCAUGGGGUUUUGACGUGCAAAAACCUCUUUCCCAUUGUUAAAAAAUCACUCAAAGUGAGCAACGUGAAUUGUUUAAGUACAGUCGAGCAAUUGGGAGAUUGCCAUUUGUGGCGAUUUGAAGCGUUAAAGGAGGUUGGCGCUGUCGACGCACAUGGGAAAUCGACAGAGAGUCACGAGUGGGAAAAAGACGGGGAGUCUGUUAUACAACUUCUGAUGACGCUCACAAAGUCUCCAAAAAAUCGCAUUGCCGCAAUUCAACUUCUUGAAGAGAUUUUCAGUGGAUAUCCCAUGUACUUACAUAGGAUGUAUCAAGACGUGAUAAACACUGAAAUAACAGUCGAGAAAGACGUGCUGAUGAGAAUGAUUGAUAUGCACACCGUCAUGCCACUCGAUUUCAAACAACAACAAAAAGCAUUAGAUGACAUAGUUAAGAGUUUUUGUGAAAGAAAGUUCAUUGACAGAGAUGUGGGAAACGAGGUGGAUGCUAUCCACACAAUGUCUUGUGUUGUUAUGGAAGGUGCUGAAACAACGUUUACAGUUGUUACGAGAAUGGCUGGAGAUAUCACAAAAAGCGCGAUGAACAAGAUAUUACUGAUUGACGACGAGAGGAGUGUGGUGUUGCUUCUUGAGGUAAUUUUUAACUUCCAAAGGACAGAACAAGUUGUUCUGAGCUCUUCACAACAAAUCGAGUUGGAACAAAUUAUGUUGAAAUUGGAAGAGAAGUAUGGGACAGAAGGCCCGUUUGGUGUUUUCAAGCUGUGUUAUGAGGUGUAA